This is a messenger RNA of Trematomus bernacchii (emerald rockcod), 1629 nucleotides long. RefSeq names its product potassium voltage-gated channel subfamily V member 2. The coding region runs from base 1 to 1629 and encodes 542 amino acids. Gene Ontology annotation, cellular component: membrane; voltage-gated potassium channel complex. The transcript has 4 exons. Gene Ontology annotation, molecular function: delayed rectifier potassium channel activity. The record is from RefSeq and is a predicted model, not a curated record. Lineage: Eukaryota; Metazoa; Chordata; Actinopteri; Perciformes; Nototheniidae. Gene Ontology annotation, biological process: protein homooligomerization; potassium ion transmembrane transport.
AUGGAGGCUUUAAAGCCCAAUAUAAAAGUGCUGAAAAAGCGUCGCUCGAGUCUUUUUGCAACCAUAAAACGGGAAGUGAGUUUCUCACACAGCAUUGAAGACCAGGAUUGUGAGUUCCCCUUUUCACAGGACAGCUCUAUAAAACCAUGGACAUCUAUGGAAAACCUUGAUGCACCUGAUGAGAAAAAAAAGACAGGAAAAGAUCAGAAAAAACCUGCGAAAAAUCCUAGGAAAUCAAACAUUGUCAACCUUAAUGUAGGCGGAAAGGUAUUUCACAUUCCGACGCAUUUGAUCCUCAAACACCCAAAAACCAGGAUUGGAGUCCUUGUCCUCUGUAAAGAUCCGGUCAAACGUCUGACGCUCUGUGACGAUUACAACGUUCAGAACAACGAGUUCUUUUUCGACAGGGACCCCAUGUUUUUCCACUACAUCUUCCACUUCUACUGCAGUAAUGUCCUGUGGGUGAUGGAUAGUCUCUGCCCUGUCAACUUUGAACAAGAGAUGUCAUUCUGGGGGUUAAAACUGAAGGACACUCCAAGGUGCUGCCGCAUUCAUUUUGAGGAGAAAAUAGACGACAUCAGAGACCAACUGAAGGUGAACCAGGAGUUGAUCGAUGAGAUUAAGCCUCACCAAGAUGGCGAGGGAUACAAGAAGAUGUUUCUCGGAGGCUUAAGAAAGAUCCUCUGGGACUUGAUGGAGGAUCCUUACUCCUCACUGUCAGCAAAAGCAUUUGCCGUGUUUUCCAGUCUCUUUGUGCUCAUCUCCAUUGUUGCCAUGACAAUGAACACAGUAAAUGAACUGAGGCAGUACAAAAUUGGAGACAAAACCUACAUGGAGUGGGUAGAGAUAUCUUCCAUCCUUUUCUUCACCUUGGAGUACUUCUUGCGUUUACUCACCACAUCCAACAUCAAGCAUUUUCUGAAGAGUGCCCUGAACUUUGUUGACGUGGUCGCUGUAAUGCCCUACUUCCUCCAGAUCAUGUUUGAGACAUUUGUAAUGGACUCAGAAGACAUUGGUGCAAAAGAGGAUUUGAAGGCCAUGGCGAGGGUCAGCAAAAUCAGCAAGGUGCUCAAGGUGGUCAAGUUGAUGCGCAUCUUUCGUAUUUUGAAGCUUGCUCGUCACUCAACAGGCAUGAGGGCUUUUGGCUUUACCAUCCGACAGUGCUCUGAGCAGGUGUGCUGUCUGUUUCUGUUCAUCGCCAUGGGCAUCUUCACCUUCUCUGCUCUGAUGCACUCUGUGGAGAUCGAUCAGCCUGGAACACCGUUCACCAGCAUACCAGACGCCUGGUGGUGGGCAGCGGUGAGCAUCUCUACUGUGGGCUAUGGGGAUGUGGUCCCUAUCUCCUAUCUGGGCCGCUGUGUGGCGUUUGGAUGCAUCUCUUUUGGCAUCAUCCUCAACGGCAUGCCCAUCUCCAUCCUGUUCAACAAGUUCUCAGACUAUUACGCUAAACUGAAGGAACAAGAAUACACAUAUUCAAACACUGUGCGCUCAUUCCAGCUCAAGAAACGUCUGAGGCGCAAGUUUGACAACUGCUUCGAACCCCAGCUGGAGGAGUCUGACGACGAGAUUCACUAUCGGCCCAUUGGAAGGCAAACUGUCCACGAGAGUGAGGAUUUAGCUGCCCAAUAG